Molecule: messenger RNA, 1502 nt
Organism: Limanda limanda (common dab)
Lineage: Eukaryota; Metazoa; Chordata; Actinopteri; Pleuronectiformes; Pleuronectidae
Gene: dok3
Product: docking protein 3
Exons: 5
Coding region: 9-1502 (497 amino acids)
Biological process (GO): cell surface receptor protein tyrosine kinase signaling pathway; positive regulation of MAPK cascade
Cellular component (GO): cytoplasm
Source: RefSeq, a predicted model, not a curated record
UUACAAGCAUGGAUGUCAUCUUCAAGGAGGGACUGUUGUACCUACAGGGAGUCAAGUUUGGAAAAAGAACAUGGCGUAAAAUAUGGAUGGUGCUGUACAAACCCAGUUCCACAGGGGUUGGCCGGUUGGAGUUUUUUACUGUAUGUGACAAAAACAAUGCUACUGACCCGAAGAGGGCGGCUCGGCAGAAGAUACCAGACAGAAAAACGGUGUGUCUGUGUGACUGCCUCAUUGUCACCCCUGCUCCAGACAAGGGUUGCCCCCAAGGCUGCACGGCCUUCUACUUGAAGACCAUCCAGUGCACCUACACCCUGGCCUCCACGACGAGCCCGGACUGGCUGAGUGCCGUCUCUCUUCUGGCCUUCCAGAAGGAUCCAGAAGAAUCAGACAAAAGGGGAUUGGAGGGAGGAAAUGGCCUCACCAUGGAGAACAAUGACCUUUACUCAUCAUUGAAAACCAAUCCGAUCCCUCCACUGAACCAGUACAGAGUGACUGUCCAGAGCACAGAAGCAUCCAGGAGGUGCAGACUGGCUGGAGAGUAUCUUCUCUCCCCAGAAGAAGAAGAUGUGACUCUGCUCGCCUUCUACACCGGUCACUUCAUCUACUGCUGGCCCUACACACUCAUACGCAAAUUUGGUCAAGUUGAGGGUGGAUUCAGCUUUGAAGCCAGCCGCCGCUCACAGUCAGGAGAAGGCGUGUUCAUCUUCCUGUCCCCUCAUGGUCCUGAGAUCCUCCGGGUCUUUUUGGAGCAUUGCUCUGCAGAGAGGAGCUCCUCCGCUGAGGCGUUCAACCUCAGCAGAAGAUGGUCGUGUGAGCAGUCUCCUUAUACCUUAACCUACCCACCUGCAGCCGCUAGUCCUCCUGUCUACAAUCCUGCAGACGUCCCGGUUGACGCAGAGGACGACUCUGCCAUUCUCUACUCUACCGUUAAAGUCACUCAGGUCAAACCUCAUCUCUCUAACAGCCAGGAGGCUGUUUGGGAUGGAGGUGAGGAUGAGCUGUGCUACUCCCUGGGCUCUCUAAGCCUAGAUGGUGACACAGAGGAAAACAUUUACUGCAACGUGAGGAGAUCCACUCCUCCUCUGAUCCGACGGGAUCCUGAGAAAGAUGAGCCGGAGUGCAUCUACUCCGAAGUGAAAAUAGAUGACUCUCCCUCAAACUCCCGGCGGCAGCCUUCCUCCUCACCCCUCUGCCAACCUGUUCUCCAGCCUCCCCCCUGCCCCCUUCCCCCGCCUGCUCUCUCCGCCCUCAACCUCAAGCCCAGAGACCCGCGUUGGCCCGCUGUGAGUAAUGUCAACCAGGCAGGGUUCAAUACUCAGGCACAUGAGGCGGACGACAUGAAUGAGAUGGAGGAGGCCACCAGCUCCUCUGCCCAUGGCGUCACCCCCACUGAGACCCCUGGCAGUUUUAAAUUCAAACUGGCAGAACUCUUUUCUAAGGACCUGGCAAAGAUCCAGCCGCCCCUUCCCUCCGGGGUGGGCGGCCCCACAUUUUCUCACUAG